GCUAUUUCAAACCGAAAGUAAAACCUGAUCUUUUUUCCCUUCCGUGCGGGUGGAAAUGGAUGAAUAAGAUUCCCUUAUUUUGGAAAUAUAUCCCUUGUUUUUUUAUACAUUUGGGAUAUAUUUUUUCAUUAAAAGCUCUGUGAGCACACACGGUUCCCUACAGCCAUGAUUUCAGCUCUACCACUGAGAUGGUUUUCACUGCUCCUUUUCUCAGCUCUCAUCCAUCAGACUUCUUCUGGAUUAUUUUCAGUGAAGGUUCAGUCUCCAGUCUCGGGGCUCCUCGGUUCCUCUGUGUCUCUUCCCUGUAGUCUUGAAAACAACUUGGAUGCUCGACACCUGGAGGUGCGCUGGUAUCGUCCCAAAUUACAUAAUACCCCGGCCCUGUUCUACAAAGACACACAGAUCCAGAAGAAUCCUGUAGAUGUUCAGUACCAGGGCAGAGUGUUCCUGUUAGGAGACCUGGAGAAAGGAGAUGUCUCCAUGAAACUGGAGAACCUGACUCUAGCAGAUAGAGGAGACUAUGUGUGCCAUGUAAAAAGUGAUGACUGGUAUGACAAGGCCACGGUGUCCCUCAGAGUGAGAGUGGUGGGAUCCACUCCUGUUCUCACCUUACAUGAAGCAGGAGAAGGAAAGAUUAACGUUAGCUGUCACUCACAUGGUUGGCUACCUGAGCCUUCAGUCAUCUGGACAGAUAAAGAUGGGAGAGAUCUGAAACAUCUCAGCAAAGACAAGUUCACCAACAAUACUGAAGGACUUGUAGAUGUGAGCUCAUGGAUGAUUGUGUCUCCAUCUUUGUGGAUCUCCUGCUCUGUGGGUUUGUCUGGUCAGGAGACAAAAGAGUGCAGAACAGCAAUAUUCAUCCCUGCAGAAAUAGAGAAAAGCGCAGAAACAAGACUGACUCCAUCUCCAGGUCUCACACAUGAUACCAACAACACAAUUCCCAACACAAACUCAACUUCUACCCCUGGUACCAAGAACUCAACUUCUACCCCUGGUACCAAGAACUCAACUUCUACCCCUGAUACCAAGAACUCAACUUCUGCACCAUAUACCAAGAACUCAACUUCUACCCCUGAUACCAAUAACUCAACUUCUACCUCUGAUACAAAAAUCUCAACAUCUACACCAUAUACAAAGAACUCAACUUCUACCCCUGAUACCAAAAGCUCAACUUCAACACCAUAUACCAAGAACUCCACUUCUACACCUGAUACCAAGAACUCAACUUCUACACCUGAUACCAAGAACUCAAGUUCAACGUCUGAUACCAAGAGUUCAACUUCUACACCUGGUACCAAGAACUCAAGUUCAACGUCUGAUACCAAGAGUUCAACUUCUACACCUGGUACCAAGUACUCAACUUCAACAUCUAAUACCAAGAACUCAACUUCUGCCCCUGAUACCAAGAACUUAAAUUCUACUCCUGCUACCAACAACUCAACUUCUACCCCUGAUACCAACAACUCAACAUCUACACCAAAUGCCAAGAACUCAACUUUUACCCCUGAUACCAAGAACUCAACUUCUACCCCUGCUACCAAGAACUCAACUUCCACACCUGAAACCAAGAACUCAACAUCUACACCUUUGACCAAGAACUCAACUUCCACUCCUGUUACCAAGAACUCAACUUCUACACCUGAUACCAAGAACUCAACUUCUACACCUGGUACCAAGAACUCAACUUCAACAUCUGAUACCAAGAACUCAACUUCUGCCCCUGAUACCAAGAACUUAAAUUCUACCCCUGAUACCAGGAACUUAACAUCUACAACUGAUACCAAGAACUCAACUUCUGCAGCUGAUACCAAGAACUCAACUUCUACUGCUGAUACCAGGAACUCACCUUCUACCCCUGAAACCAAGAACUCAACUUCAACAUCUGAUACCAAAAUCUCAACAUCUACACCAUAUACAAAGAACUCAACUUCUACCCCUGAUACCAAAAGCUCAACUUCAACACCUCAUACCAAAAACUCAACAUCUACAACAAAUACCAAGAACUCAACUUCUACCCCUGAUACCAAGAAAUCAACUUCUGCACCUGAUACCAAUAACUCAACUUCUGCACCAUAUACCAAGAACUCAACUUCUAGCCUUGAUACCAAAACUCAACUUCUAUUCCUGAUACCAAAACUCAACUUCUCCCCUGAUACCAAAAACUCAACUUCCAUCCCUGAAUUCAACUUCCAUUCCUGUUACCAAAACUUACCUUCUGCACCAUAUACCAAGAACUCAACUUCAAUACCUCAUACCAAGAACUCAACUUCAAUACCUAAUACCAAGAACUCAACUUCUACCCCUGAUACCAAGAACUCAACUUCUGCACCAUAUACCAAGAACUCAACUUCUACCCCUGAUACCAAUAACUCAACUUCUACCCCUAUUACCAAGAAGUCAACUUCUACACCAUAUACCAAGAACUUAACUUCAACAUCUGAUACCAAGAACUCAACUUCAACAUCUGAUACCAAGAACUCAACUUCUACACCAUAUACCAAGAACUCAACUUCUACCCCUGAUACCAAGAACUCAACCUCAACGUCUGAUACCAAGAACUCAACCUGUGCACCUGAUACCAAAAACUCAACUUCUGCACCAUAUACCAAGAACUCAACUUCUAGCCUUGAUACCAAAAACUCAACUUCUAUUCCUGAUACCAAAAACUCAACUUCUCCCCCUGAUACCAAAAACUCAACUUCCAUCCCUGGUACCAAGAAUUCAACUUCAACAUCUGAUACAAAAAACUCAACUUCCACACCUGAUACCAAGAACUUACCUUCUACUCCUGAUACCAACAACUCAACUUAUACACCAGAUACCAAAAACUCAACUUCUACCCCUGAUACCAACAACUCAACAUUUACACCAAAUACCAAGAACUCAACUUCUACCCCUGUUACCAAGAACUCAACUUCCACUCCUGUUACCAAGAACUCAACUUCAACGUCUGAUACCAAGAAUUCAACUUCCACUCCUGUUACCAAGAACUCAACUUCUACACCUGAUACCAAGAACUUAACUUCUACCCCUGAUACCAAUAACUCAAUUUCUACCCCUGAUACCAAGAAUUUAACAUCUACAACUGAUACCAAGAACUCAACUUCUGCAGCUGAUACCAAGAACUCAACUUCUCCAGCUGAUACCAAAAACUCAACUUCUACUGCUGAUACCAGAAACUCAACUACUCCCCCUGAUACCAAAAACUCAACUUCCAUCCCUGAUUCCAAGAACUCAACUUCUACCCCUGAUACCAAGAACUCAACUUCUGCACCUGAUACCAAGAACUUUACAUCUACAACUGAUAUCAAGAGCUUAACUUCUGCACCUGAUACCAAUAACUCAACCUCUACUCCUGAUACCAGGAACUUAACUUCAACAUCUGAUACCAAGAAUUCAACUUCCACUCCUGUUACCAAGAACUUACCUUCUACACCUUAUAGCAAGAACUCAACUUCAAUACCUCAUACCAAGAACUCAACUUCAAUACCUCAUACCAAGAACUCAACUUCAAUACCUAAUACCAAGAACUCAACUUCUACCCCUGAUACCAAGAACUCAACUUCUGCACCAUAUACCAAGAACUCAACUUCUACCCCUGAUACCAAUAACUCAACUUCUACACCAUAUACCAAGAACGCAACUUCUACCCCUGAUACCAAGAACUUAACUUCAACAUCUGAUACCAAGAACUCAACUUCAACAUCUGAUACCAAGAACUCAACUUCUACACCAUAUACCAAGAACUCAACUUCCACUCCUGUUACCAAGAACUCAACUUCUACACCUGAUACCAAGAACUUAACUUCUACCCCUGAUACCAAUAACUCAAUUUCUACCCCUGAUACCAAGAACCUAACAUCUACAACUGAUACCAAGAACUCAACUUCUGCAGCUGAUACCAAGAACUCAACUUCUACUGCUGAUACCAGAAACUCAACUACUCCCCCUGAUACCAAAAACUCAACUUCCAUCCCUGAUUCCAAGAACUCAACUAUUGCACCUGAUACCAAAACCUUAACUUCUACCCCUGAUACCAAGAGCUCAACUUCUGCACCUGAUACCAAGAACUCAACUUCAACAUCUGAUACCAAGAACUCAUCUUCUACACCUUAUACCAAGAACUUAAUCUUUACACCUGAUACCAAGAACUCAACUUCAAUACUUCAUACCAAGAACUCAACUUCCACUCCUGUUACCAAGAACUCAACUUCAACGUCUGAUACCAAGAAUUCAACUUCCACUCCUGUUACCAAGAACUUACCUUCUGCACCAUAUACCAAGAACUCAACUUCAAUACCUCAUACCAAGAACUCAACUUCAAUACCUAAUACCAAGAACUCAACUUCUAACUCAACUUCAAUACCUAAUACCAAGAACUCAACUUCUGCACCAUAUACCAAGAACUCAACUUCUACCCCUGAUACCAAGAACUUAACUUCAACAUCUGAUACCAAGAACUCAACUAAAACAUCUGAUACCAAGAACUCAUCUUCUACACCUUAUACCAAGAACUUAAUCUUUACACCUGAUACCAAGAACUCAACCUCAACGUCUGAUACCAAGAACUCAACCUGUGCACCUGAUACCAAAAACUCAACUUCUGCACCAUAUACCAAGAACUCAACUUCUAGCCUUGAUACCAAAAACUCAACUUCUACUCCUGAUACCAGAAACUCAACUUCUCCCCCUGAUACCAAAAACUCAACUUCCACCCCUGUUUCCAAGAACUCACCUUCUACCCCUGAAAUUAAGAACUCAACUUCUGCACCUGAUACCAAGAACUCAACUUCAAUACCUCAUACCAAGAAGUCAACUUCUACCCCAGGUACCAAGACCUCAACUUCAACAUCUGAUACCAUGAACUCACCUUCUACAUCUGAUACCAAGAACGCAACUUCUACCCCUGCUACCAAGAACUCAACUUCAAUACCUGAUACCAACAACUCAACUUCUACCCCUGAUACCAACAACUCAACAUUUACACCAAAUACCAAGAACUCAACUUCUACCCCUGUUACCAAGAACUCAACUUCCACUCCUGUUACCAAGAACUCAACUUCAACGUCUGAUACCAAGAAUUCAACUUCCACUCCUGUUACCAAGAAUUCAACUUCCACUCCUGUUACCAAGAACUUACCUUCUACACCUUAUAGCAAGAACUCAACUUCUGCACCAUAUACCAAGAACUCAACUUUAAUACCUCAUACCAAGAACUCAACUUUAAUACCUCAUACCAAAAACUCAACUUCAAUACCUAAUACCAAGAACUCAACUUCAAUACCUCAUACCAAGAUCUUAACUUCUGCACCAUAUACCAAGAACUCAACUUCUACCCCUGAUACCAAUAACUCAACUUCUACCCCUAUUACCAAGAAGUCAACUUCUACACCAUAUACCAAGAACUCAACUUCUACCCCUGAUACCAAGAACUUAACUUCAACAUCUGAUACCAAGAACUCAACUUCAACAUCUGAUACCAAGAACUCAACUUCAACAUCUGAUACCAAGAACUCAUCUUCUACACCUUAUACCAAGAACUUAAUCUUUACACCUGAUACCAAGAACUCAAACUCAACGUCUGAUACCAAGAACGCAACCUGUGCACCUGAUACCAAAAACUCAACUUCUCCCCCUGAUACCAAAAACUCAACUUCCAUCCCUGAUUCCAAGAACUCACCUUCUACCACUGAAAUUAAGAACUCAACUUCUGCACCUGAUACCAAGAACUCAACUUCAAUACCUCAUACCAAGAACUCAACUUCUACCCCAGGUACCAAUACCUCAACUUCAACAUCUGAUACCAUGAACUCACCUUCUACAUCUGAUACCAAGAACGCAACUUCUACCCCUGAAACCAAGAACUCAACUUCAAUAAAUGAUACCAAGAACUCAACUUCUACACCUGAUACCAAGAAUUCAAAUUUAACAUCUGAUACCAAGAACUCACCUUCUACACCUUAUACCAAGAACUCAAUCUCUACACCUGAUACCAAGAACUCAACUUCAAUGUCUGAUUCCAAUAACUCAACUUUUACACCAUAUACCAAAAACUCAACUUCAAUACCUGAUACAAAGAACUCAACUUCAACACCUGAAACCAAGAACUCAACUUCUGCACAUGAUACCAAUGACUCAACUUCUGCACAUGAUACCAAUAACUCAACUUCAACACCUGAUACCACCAACUCAACUUCAACACCAGAUACCAAGAACUCAACAUCUACACCUGAUACCAAGAACUCAACUUCUACCCCUGAAACCAAGAACUCAACUUCUGCACCUGAUACCAAGAACUCAACUUCAAUACAUGAUACCAAGAACUCAACUUCUACACCUUUUACCAAUAACUCAAAUUCUACCCCUGUUACCAAAAAGUCAACUUCUACACCAUAUACCAAGAACUCAACUUCUGCACCUGAUACCAAGAACUCAACUUCUGCACCUGAUACCAAGAACUCAACUUCUGCCCCUGAUACCAAGAACUCAUCUUUAACACCUGCUACCCAGAACUCACCUUUAACACCUGAUACCAAGAACUUAACUUCAAAACCUGAUACCACGAACUCAGCAUCUACAUCUGAUACCACAAACUCAACUUCAACACCAGAUACCAAGAACUCAACUUCUACCCCGGAAACCAAAAACUCAACUUCAACACCAGAUACCAAGAACUCAACAUCUACACCUGAUACCAACAACUCAACUUCAACACCUGAAACCAAGAACUCAACUUCUACCCUGACCAAAAACUCAACUUCUGCACCUGAUACCAAGAACUCAACUUCAAUACCUGAUACCAAGAACUCAACUUUAACACCUGAAACCAAGAACUCAACUUCUACACCAGAUACCAAGAAAUCAACUUCAACAUCUGAUACCAAGAAUUCAACUUCUGCACCUGAUACCAAAAACUCAACUUCAAUACCUGAUACCAACAACUCAACUUCUACCCUGAAACCAAGAACUCAACUUCUGCACCUGAUACCAAGAAUUCAACUUUUGCACCUGAUACCAAAACUCAACUUCUACACCUGGUAUCAAGAAAUCAACUUCCACACCUGAUACCAAGAACUCAACAUCUGCCCCUGAUACCAAAAACUCACCUUUAACACCUGAUACCAAGAACUCAACUUCAAAACCUGAUACCAUGAACUCAACAUCUACAUCUUUUACCAAAAACUCAACAUCUACAUCUGAUACCAAAACCCAACUUCUCCCCUGAUACCAAGAACUCAAAAUCUACACCCGAUACCAAGAACUCAACUUCUACUCCUGAUACCAGGAAUUCAAAAUCUACACCUGAUACCAAGAACUCAACUUUAACACCUGAAUCCAAGAACUCAACCUCUGCACAUGAUACCAAUAACUCAACUUCAAUACCUCAUACCAAGAACUCAACUUCUAACCCUGAUACCAAAAACUUAACUUCCGCACCUGAUACCAAGAACUCACCUUCAACACCUGAUACCACCAACUCAACUUCAACACCAGAUACCAAGAACUCAACAUCUACACCUGAUACCAAGAACUCAACUUCUACCCCUGAAACCAAGAACUCAACUUCUGCACCUGAUACCAAGAACUCAACUUCAAUACAUGAUACCAAGAACUCAACUUCUACACCUUUUACCAAGUACUCAACUUCUACCCCUGAUACCAAAAACUCAACUUCUACCCCUGUUACCAAGAACUCACCUUCAACACCUGAUACCAAGAACUCAACAUCUACACCUAAUACCAAGAACUCAACUUCUACACCAGAUAACAAAAACUCAACUUCAACACCUGAUACCUAGAAGUCAACUUCUACACCUGAUGCCAACAACUCAGCUUUUACACCUGAUGCAAGAAACUCAACUUCUAAACCUGAUGCCAAAAACUCAUGUUUCACAUCUGCUGCUAGCAACUCAAUUCUGCAGCUACAAGUUCUGAAAAUAAAACAGUACACAUCCAAGUAAAAAGGAAAACAUACUUUGAUUAAGAAACAAAAAGCUUCUCUGAAGCAAAAGAAACCCUUACCAAGAGGAUAAAAGAGUAAAGAAACUUCUCCUUCUUCUAAGUGUCUCUAUGAGCCUCAAACAUCAGAGACUGAGGAUAAGAGAUUUGGCUCAAAUCUGUAAAGAACAAAGUGAGAUGUGAGAAAAUGUAAUAUAAAAAUAAGUAAAACUGACAUUAAAUUUCCACCAGGUGAGAUUAUUAGAUUGGAUUAGAUUAGAUUAGAUUCAACUUUGUCAUUGUGCAGGGUACAUGUACAGAGCCAAUGAAAAGAGAUGUUUGUGUGAGAUUAUGGUAAUGGAUGGGCAUCUCUCGCCUUCCAGGAAGGAUGUGGAGAUGAAAGUGAAGUAUCCUGAACAGGAAAACAGUAGCUGGUGUGUUAUUUAAUGAUUUAGGGUUUUUUUAUUAGUAUUUAUCCUUCAGCAUUUGUAAUGAUUCUUUUAUACUUCUUUAUGUUUAUAUUUAGAUCAUUUUAUUUUUUUUUCUACACAGACUGUAUAUGCUGUACACAUGAUAUUCCUGCUGUUUUUAUUCCAAUACUGUCUGUAAAUACACCAUAUCAUUAUGGGAACAUUUUAGAGUGUAACACUCGCAGAAGAAAACAAGAAAAUACUCUGUACACUUUUAUACACUUUUUUUUAUUGUUUCUUUUUAAAUUUUGAUGUUACCUGAGCCGAACUUCUGGAGCUUUCAGAUGAUUUCCCGGAGAAUUUUAAUGGUUUCCAGUGGGUUUUCACAUGACUUGUUCCAGAAUGCAAAAUAGAUGUAAAGAUGUAAACAGCAAAUGAAGUGUUUUAUAAACCUGCUUUUGAUUGAAUGGUGUGAAUAAUCGAGUAAAAUUAUUUUUAUGUCAAAUAAAAAUUUACAUUGUUACCUUUUAA
Molecule: messenger RNA, 8879 nt
Organism: Silurus meridionalis
Lineage: Eukaryota; Metazoa; Chordata; Actinopteri; Siluriformes; Siluridae
Product: mucin-2
Source: RefSeq, a predicted model, not a curated record